GCAGAACUGACGCUACUGCUGCUUCACAAUCAAUGAAGUGCAACCCACGGUGCUAGUUGUCCUCUGCUGGUCCUCUGCCCACCCUGCUGCCUUUUUUAAUUCUGCAUUUUUCACGACUCCGAAAACAGGACUGACUGCAGCAAUUGCACAGGAAGCUGGCUUGGGCAAGGAUGUUUCUUACACCACUGCUGCUGGCCACAGCACUUUCCAGCAUAUGGGCCCAAGACUUUUACCAAGCGAGGAAAACCAUCAAGAAUUCUGGAGCCAAACCUCUUGCUGCAAAUAUCUACAAUGAUCAAGCCAUCCUUGAUGAAGACUGUAGCCUGGAACUUGCCUUCCUGUUGGACAGCUCUGAGAGUGCAAAAGACAAUCAUGAGGAUGAAAAGCAGUUUGCCAUGAACAUGGUGGACAGACUCCGAGGUGUCCGGCUGCAGACUGGACGCAGCUUGAGUUUGAGAGUUGCUCUGCUGCAGUACAGCAGCCACGUUAUCACAGAGCAGACCUUCAGAGAUUGGAGAGGAGCAGAGAAUUUCAAGACCCAAAUAGCCCCAAUAGUCUACAUUGGGCAUGGCACCUACACCACGUACGCCAUCACCAACAUGACCAAGAUUUACCUGGAAGAAUCCAGCCCCCACAGCAUCAAAGUAGCAGUGCUGCUUACAGAUGGUGUUUCCCACCCAAGGAACCCUGACAUUUUCUCUGCUGUUGCUGAAGCCAAAAACCAGGGCAUCAAGUUCUUCACUUUGGGCAUCACCCGAGCAGCCAAUGAGCCGGCCAAUGUUGCUAAUCUCCGCCUCCUUGCCAGCUCCCCUGCUUCUGUCUUUCUCCGUAAUUUACAGGAUAAUAACAUAGUCGAAAAAAUCUCCACUGAAAUUAUUGGCUUAGCUGAUGAAGAUUGCCCAGUGGCUCAGAGAUGUGCUUGUGACAAAGGAGAGAGAGGACCCAGUGGGCCUGCAGGAAAGAAAGGUCGCCCUGGUGAUGAUGGAGCCCCGGGGCCUAAAGGGCAAAAGGGUGAAGCAGGAUUAAGUGGAGUACCCGGGCGAGAGGGUCCAGAGGGAAAACCAGGUUACAGAGGAGAUAAGGGUGAGAGGGGUGAAUGUGGCACUCCAGGAAUCAAAGGAGACAGGGGUCCUGAGGGGACAAUAGGAGAAAGAGGACCCCGAGGCCUGCAGGGUUUACCAGGACCGCAUGGAGACAGGGGACCUGAGGGCCCCCAGGGAAAGCAGGGUGAACGGGGCCCAUCCGGCCCUCCAGGAAUUCAAGGGGAGACUGGUAUUGGGCUUCCUGGACCAAAAGGUGACAUGGGAUUCCAGGGCAGACCAGGUCCUCAUGGUCCUCCAGGAGUGGGUGAACCCGGCCUUCCUGGGGCGCAAGGACCACAAGGUGUUCAAGGGGAAAAAGGACCCCAAGGUGAAGGGUUUCCUGGGCCAAAGGGGGAUCGAGGGCUGCCAGGGCCCAGGGGACCACGGGGACAGCAGGGUGUAGGCAUCAAAGGAGAAAAGGGAGAACUGGGCCAACCAGGAUUGCCAGGGCCAACUGGACCAAUAGCAGUGGGCAUACAGGGAGAAAAGGGAAAUGAAGGACCAAGAGGCCCUCCAGGAGUCAGAGGUCUUCCAGGAGAAGGUCUACCUGGGCCCAAGGGAGACCAAGGUUUACCAGGAGAGCAUGGAGCUCCAGGAGAGACAGGUGUUGGUGAACCUGGGCCAAAGGGAGAACCUGGAGCGGCAGGAGUGAGUGGCCUGCCUGGUCUGCCAGGAGAAGAUGGAGCUCCAGGGCAGAAGGGUGAGCCUGGUUUGCCUGGUUUAAGAGGUUCUGAGGGGCCACAAGGAGUUGGCACUCAAGGCGAGAAGGGUGACCAGGGUGUUAGGGGCAUCCGUGGGUUACAUGGACCUCCUGGGGUCUCAGGACCAUCUGGACCAAAAGGCGAACGCGGGAUACCAGGCCAGCAGGGCAUGCCAGGGCAGCAGGGACGGUCCAUAGCAGGUGCAAAGGGUGAUAUUGGUCCCGCUGGCCCACCUGGUCCUAUUGGAGAAACAGGCCAUGGACUACCUGGUCCAAAGGGUGAUCGCGGCUAUCCAGGUUUACCAGGUCCUGCUGGCCCAAAAGGCCAAGGCAUCCCUGGCCCUAUGGGUGCUCCAGGCCAGCCAGGACUACCAGGUGAGCCCGGCCCAGAAGGAGUGGGAUUUCCUGGACCUAAGGGAGACAUUGGGUUUAGAGGAUUGCCAGGUUUGCCUGGUCCGCCAGGAGAAGGCUUACAGGGACCACUAGGCAAUGUUGGAAGGCCAGGUCCUCCAGGCCCAACUGGACCUCAAGGAGAAGGUAUUCAAGGUCCAAAGGGUGAGCCAGGAUCGCAAGGCAUGACUGGGCCUAGAGGGCCUCAGGGAGAUGGGCCUCCUGGAGAAAAAGGUGAUCGUGGACUACAGGGUGAGAGGGGGAUAAAGGGUACAAAAGGAGACAUGGGAGAUCCUGGAGUCCCUGGUGAAAUGGGAAGGCCUGGAGAAAAGGGAGAACCAAGCCUCACUAGAGAAGAAAUUAUUAAGCUGAUCAAAGAAAUCUGUGGAUGUGGCAUCAAGUGCAAGGAAAGGCCAAUGGAACUUGUCUUCGUCAUUGACAGCUCAGAGAGUGUUGGGCCUGAGAACUUUGAGAUCAUCAAAGAUUUCGUCACAAGGUUAGUGGAUCGGACCACAGUUGGCCGCAACGCCACCAGAAUUGGCCUGGUCCUCUACAGUCUGGAUGUUCAUUUAGAAUUCAACUUGGCUCGCUACAUCAGCAAGCAGGACAUCAAGCAGACGAUCAGAAAAAUGCUUUACAUGGGAGAGGGCACUUACACUGGCACUGCAAUUAGAAAGGCGACUCAGGAGGCUUUCUUCAGCGCCCGCCCCGGUGUCAGAAAAGUAGCCAUCGUCAUCACUGAUGGUCAAACUGACAAACGAGAGCCUGUCAAGCUUGAUGUAGCUGUGCGGGAGGCUCACGCUGCAAACAUUGAGAUGUACGCCCUGGGAAUUGUCAAUUCCUCUGAUCCAACCCAGGCUGAGUUCUUACAGGAACUCAAUCUUAUAGCCUCAGACCCAGACAGUGAACACGUGUACCUCAUUGAUGACUUCAACACGCUAACAGCACUGGAGUCCAAACUUGUCAGCCAGUUCUGUGAAGAUGAAAAUGGUGCCUUUAUUUACAAUCACAUUACCAAUGGACACCGGAAUGGUAACAAUGGGCUUAGUGUUAGUGGAAAUAAUGGAGCAACUACUAAUAACUAUAAUAGCUAUGGCAACAAUGGUUACAUUUUUGGAAACAAUGGAUAUGGGAACAGUUAUGAAGAAGAAAUCCAAAACCAUAGACACACCAACAGCCGUGGCCGUGGAGACACUUUCACACUGCCCAUCAGUGCCGAUCCUCUUCCUGUUCAGGUAACAGAGGAUGAUGAUGGUGAAGAUUUAGAUUUAAGGGCUCACGUGCGGGGUGACAAGCAUCUGUCUAGAGUCAACAAAACAACAUUUAUAUCACCUGGUAGAGAAAGUUCUGUGUCCAAAACAACUGUUGUAUCAUCUUCAUCAUCAUCUGUAUCUGGAAUAUCUUCAUCAACAAUGACUUCAAGUUCCUCCUCAAACUCAAAUCAGUUACAGCCUGUGGUGAUUCCAGUUCAGCCUGGAGAUCCCCGCUGUGACCUCAGCUUGGACCAAGGCACCUGCCGAGACUAUAUCAUACGCUGGUAUUAUGACAAGCAGGCCAAUGCUUGUGCACAGUUCUGGUACGGAGGCUGUGGUGGAAAUGGCAACCGUUACGAAACAGAAGAUGAAUGCAAGAAGACUUGCGUUCUGCUCAGAAGAGGUGGAUAAAAGGAGGAAACACCAUCACUAGGAGUCCAGCUCUACAACCUUCAGCUUUCCUCAUUUUAAUGAGAUGCCUUGUGACUCUUGUGUCACAGUUGGCCUUAGACACAAAAAUAUUUUUAAUAAAUAGAAAGACAGCUGACAUGUUCCUGGUUUAACAGAAACAAAAUCAGAUUGACUUUUAUUUUAUUAAAAAGCCUUUCUUACCUCGGCGAUAUUGUAUUGUCCUUCCUAGGCUUAAACUUCUAUGGAUUAUUCUUAUACCUCACCCAGACAUGCAGUUUAUAUAUGCUGAAUAUAUUUAGAGUAAAACAGCAUUAGUGAAAUGUUUUAUAUGAUGCUGAUA
Molecule: messenger RNA, 4176 nt
Organism: Pundamilia nyererei
Lineage: Eukaryota; Metazoa; Chordata; Actinopteri; Cichliformes; Cichlidae
Gene: col28a2a
Product: collagen, type XXVIII, alpha 2a
Exons: 36
Coding region: 171-3836 (1221 amino acids)
Molecular function (GO): serine-type endopeptidase inhibitor activity
Source: RefSeq, a predicted model, not a curated record